AUGUCAGUCGAUUGUAAGUCUGGGCUAGGAGAGCCCAUACCGGCGGCCUCAAAUCCGAUCGAUCCGCCCGGGCACUUCACAUCAAUAGUAGAACCCAAGGAUGCUACACAUAGCCUUUACCGCUUCACGUCGCAUCCAGCCAGGUCGAUGCUAUGGUCUGGGAACUACAUGAGCUUGGUUGCCUCUGCACUACUGGUAGCUAUGGUGUUCGCGAUGUACGCCUGCAAGCUCAAGAACGCAAAUAAAUACAAAUCACGGAUUACAAGCCGUCUAUUAUCGGCUUCUCGCCCACCAGAUGAGCAGGACAAGUCAAGACAACCUUCAGUGACGCCUUUAUGUGAAGGAUUUGAGACAUUAACUAGUUCAUGGACGAUAGCUAGGCCACCAGGAGAUGAUCGAGGUCAGAUUGAACGGGGCGAGAAACGUGCGUAUGAGGAAGCAACGGAAAUACAAACAAUAUCACCCGGAGCAGCAGAAGGCGUGUUCACAAAUAUUUUUGGAGUGGGAGAAGGACAGCAGCAUCUUGCUAAAAGAGCUAGAAUCAGCGAGUGGACAGCGGAUCCACUUGCAAAUUUGGAAACCUUGCUGCAUUAUGCACCAAACACUGCGCCUUCGGAAAGCCCCUUGGACGUAGCGCAAUAUCCCCCUGAAAGUAGAGGUUCUGCGUCGUCGCUGCCUUUACCAAGACAGACUCCGACACCUAGAUUCUCAGUCGGUGAAACUCCGCGCACUCAUGAAGUUUUACCAUGGUCUCUUGAGGCACGACCAGGAACCAGCCAUUCACACAAUCUUGACGAGGAUAAAUUUGUAGAUUCUGUCAUUGAAGAGCUUUUGACCUCCGCAGGGCCACGCGCUGAGUUUGAUCCGCUAGGUGCCCUCAAUGAGAACGUGCUCGACACUUUUCUUAGCUCUACUUCAGCAGCUGGUGCUGGGCAGGGACGUCCUACAGCUGCCGAAUCACCCAGUGAAAGCUUGGCCCAUCAAGACGACGAAUAUGUCGACACUUCCUCCGACAAUGAAUCUGAGACAUAUACAGAUGAUGACCUGACAACUCAAUAUUUGGAUGACGAAUUUCUCGCUAGCCAUGCUUUCUACAAAAUACCAGUUCUGAAAGAAGGAGUGAAACCAAAACCUUUUGAUUGGGAAUUUGCGAUUAAGCUUCGAGGUUGUCGCCGAGGGCUUCCUGGAAAGCUUGCAAUAAUUCGAGGGAUCUUCCAGAGGAAAACGUUGUCUUCAGACGAUGUGAGGCUUCUGAUGGAAAUGAGUUCCGACCUCCUGAGCCUUGCUACUACGACAAUGCUAGAUCCAAUAGCCAAAAGCCGAUGUUCUGAGGCGGUGGGACCUUUGUCACGUCGGCUUCUCGUGGCAGAUGCCCUGUGGUGUGCUUGUGAGAUACUCGGGCCUGCAAUGCAGAAAGAAAAGUGGUGGCCCAUGAUAAUGGAAAGGAUGGCAGCAGCACCGCUCUAUGACGACUACGCUUCUAUGAUGCCAUUUGAAGCAUGGAUGGAUUUCACAACCAAGGCUCUUUGCGCGUUAUCAAUUUACAAGACUGGUGAACGGCCGACUGCACGAGCAGUGGUAGAGCUCAAAACAAAAAUAUUCCAAAUGCCUUGUGUACACUCCAAUUUCAAACGCCCAGUAUGGGAUGAUUGGAGAAAGGACAUUGAAACUGAGCAAAUACGAUGGUACAACAGCAAGUCCACUUGA
Messenger RNA from Eimeria necatrix, 1707 nucleotides. RefSeq lists its product as hypothetical. NCBI's taxonomy places the organism in Eukaryota, Apicomplexa, Conoidasida, Eucoccidiorida, Eimeriidae. The record is from RefSeq and is a predicted model, not a curated record. The transcript is spliced from 2 exons. Bases 1 to 1707 code for a protein of 568 amino acids.